Molecule: messenger RNA, 1728 nt
Organism: Ectocarpus sp. CCAP 1310/34
Lineage: Eukaryota; Phaeophyceae; Ectocarpales; Ectocarpaceae
Source: the annotation of a GenBank genome assembly
UUUGUCGUCGUGAGCGCGUGAGCGGUUGUUCACUCCUUCUGAGCUAACACAGCACCCAACUCAACAGCAUCCUGCCUUCCUUUUUCCUUCAGGCUCAUCGGUCUGAAGUGUGAGAGUGCUUGAAAAUCGGGUCCAGGCCUUUUAUUUCAGGAACAAAGGGCCAGAGUGCUUCGGAGUGGCGCCAGGGAUAAGACAACCGGCCGCGGGUGUGGUCCCACCGCCCUCUGCCCACAGCAGGCAGGUGCCUGUUGUGCCAAGCACCGAGGUUUUACCACAGGCACGCCACCGCCGUGAGGCUUUGCUCGGGGUGCAAGGAUCUGUGGUGUAGGAAUCGCCAAUAGCGAACUGCCCAGGAGGAAUCAUUCUUGCGAGGGAGCGCAAAGCAGCAGCAGACGCUACAGCAGCAGCAGCAGCAGCUGAGAGAUGGAGGGCUCGGGGCCGCGGCUAUCAGAUGAGGGGCACAAGAUCUACCGGAUUCGGCAGACGUGCAUGAAGAUGCUGGAGAAGCGAGGCUACAACGUGCUGCAGGAGCACGUGUCCAUGACGUCGGAGGCAUUCUUGCAGCAGUACGGGCCCGAGCCCAACAGACACGACUUGACGCUGCUGGUAGAAAAGGUAGACGACCCGAUGGACCAGAUCUUCGUCUUCUUCCCCGACGACGAGAAGGUCGGUGUGAAGCCCAUCAGAAGCUACUCGGAGAAGAUGCUGGAAGAGGAGGUCAAGAGGGCCAUCAUCGUCAUCAAGGGCGGCAUUACUCCGUUCGCUAGGUCCGCCAUUCAAGAACUCUGCGCCCAGCGAGAGGUCCAGGUAGAGGACUUUAAGGACGCGGAGCUCAUGCUGGACAUCACGGAGCACACGCUUGUGCCGGAGCACCAGGUGCUCUCAUCGGAGCAAAAGGCAGAGCUGCUGAAGCGAUACAAGCUGAAGGACACCCAGCUGCCCCGGAUACAGUCGACAGACCCGGUCGCGAGAUUCUUCGGAAUGCAGAAAGGGCAAGUGUGCAAGAUCACACGACCUAGCGAGACGGCAGGGCGAUACGUGACCUACCGCCUCUGCAUUUAGUUGUGUGUUUUUCUGAUUUGAAUGUUAAAAAAGGCUCCUGUCAACUUCAUCCAGCUGUGCGUGUGCGAACCAUUGUAGGUCGUUGUCGGUGCAACACGUAGACAAGCCCCGGUCUGGCGGUGGUUUGCAAACCAACCCGGGAACUGCAGAAAGGGCGUGCGUUGUCUUCACCGACUGCUGUUGCAGGGCAAGAAAAAGACGAAUGCUACGGGCGGCACUUCAGAAUGUACAAUGCGUUGUUGUGGUGUAGCAAAUUGUGUUGACAGGCAUGGUUUUCUUUUUGACGGUCUUUGUCGAGAUUAUGGUUGCGCCGCUACUUUGCUCGGCCAAUCAGUAUCGAGCCUGGCUGCGAGUGUGGCGCACCCGCUCGUCUCCGUUGGACUUUGGCGCAGCUUUGCUCCGCCUUGUGCAGCGUCGCACAGGAUGCGGUUGGCAGCGACUGCAGUCCUCCGUUGUUGUGGUGUCAAUAACUUGCUUGGUAACGUAACGACUUGAAAGGUACCUCCCCGCGUGUUUCUGGCAGGCGAGUUUGCACCGUCCACAUUGCUUCAUGAAUCUACGCCGGUUGAACACCCGUGGACCCCACGUUCAGCUCGAAACAUCCCUCAGAUACCUUGGGCUGUGUUAAAACAGAUGCGCCGCCGGCGGAAACACUGGGAAUACCGA